CCGCAGUUUUAGUGCAUUCUAGAUUUGUUCUAAAAUGUCAAGGAUCUUGGAUCAGAGAAUUUUGCUGUUAGUAAUUUCAUUUUUAAGAAGUCUGCAGACUACAAAGGUACUUUCAGAAUGGAAGAAGUGUGGUGAUCGGGAAUGUGAGACGGCAAUGAGCAGAGUUCAAGCCACUACAGACUACUUAGGGCCUGAUUGCCGGUAUCUUAACUUCAAAACAGGGGAAGAGAUAAUGGUAUACUCCAAACUUUCAAGGAAAAAUGAAAAUUUGUGGACAGGAAGUAAAGGAAAGGAUUUUGGAUAUUUCCCAAAAGAUGCUGUGAAGGUUGAGGAAGUUUUUAUCGCAGAAGAAGUUGAAGUGCUCACCAAGGAAACUGAUUUCCUUUGUCUUCAUGGAGACAAGUACACUUUUGAAAAUGAAGACAGCACAUUACAUGAUUACAACAAAGACAGUGAAUACUCAUCACUUGAUGCAGAAUCAAAGCUGCAUGAAGACGAACUCUUAAAACAUACAGGAGACUCCACGCAAAAGGAAGAAAGAGUUGAAUCGAUUUCUGAAAAUGAUUCCAAGGAAUCUCCCACUCAGGAGGAGUCUGCAACUGAAAAGUCGGUUAGAAAAAAUGAGAACAGAAAAGAUGAUACCGAAGAGCCAGAAACGCAAAACAAUGUCCCACUAGAAGCCAUUCCAACUCAGUCUAGUUGGAUUGCAGGAUGGUUCAGCACAGGAAGUAACAACGAUGAAGAGCCCUUAAAAGCCAUUACUGAAUCUUUAGAAGAAAAUACAUACCGAGGCAGAAAAAUGGUGGUAACUGCUGAAAAUGACUUACAGGAGCCAAAUGAGAAGGAAGAACAAGAACCCCCAGCAUCUGCUUGGUUUCAAGGUGGACUGACGGACUUUCUGUACUUUGGUAAAGAGAAUGUGGAUGUUGGUUUGGCAUCAGAAAAAAAUGAUCCACAAAUCCAUGAUGUUUCUGGUGUGCCUGGACAUUCCAAUAAUGAACAGGAAACAGCAGCCACAGAAUUACUGACAGAAGAAGAAAAGACUGAAAGCCAAGAAUCCAAAUCGAGUUGGUUUAAUUUGGGUUUAACUAAUGUUCUUAAUUUUGGCCAUGCUGAGAAAGAUACAAUUGUUAUGGAAGACCAGCCAAGCAGAGAAACAGAGGAUGAAGCAAAUAAGAAUGAAGAGGUGCAGACUUUAGACCAGAAAGAAUCACACAUGGACAAAGAAUCAAAGGAGACAGUUAAAGCAGUGGCAGAUGAAGAGAUUUAUGGACAAGAAAUAACAGAUUCAAACAGUAACAUGCCAAACCCUGGGGAGACACCAGCAAGUAUGCGUACUCUUAGUGACAACAAAAGCACCUCAAAUAACACAGAAACAUCUUUUGAUAUACUAAGAGGUGACAAAGAAAAGCCAGUUGAACCUUACAGUUCAGAACAAAGCUUGGUCUCAGAAAGCCAACUGCUGAAAAACACUGAAGCUAAAAAGAGAAAUAAGGACUCAGAAAGCAAACAUGGCCAGUCAGGUUGGUAUACAAGUAUCUAUAAUAGCUUUAUCAAUUAUAAUACGGACACAUAUGAUAACCAACAGGGACAUGAAUCAAUUGCACCAGAUCAGAUUUCUUCUUCUCCUACCCCACCUCAGACUUGUGAUCCCUCAGACACAAAAAACACAGAAGAAAAGCCUGACACAGCUGAAGAACAGAUCCAUUUCUUCACUUUUAGUCAUUUUGCAGACAUGCUGAAGUUUCAGAGUUCAACAGCCAAAGAAGAGCAAGUGCAAAGUGUGCAAGGUGAUGUGCUUUUUAGUGAAGAAACCUCUCAAACUGAAAAUGAUGAUGAAAUAUUACAAGGAAAUAAUAACAGAGCAAUAAAAGUACAAGCAAAUCAGAGAGUUAGUGAGGAGCUGUCUGGAAAAGAUGAGGGUGCAAUCCAAAAAGGCAAUCUGUUUUCCUCACUAGCUGUGCAAAAUAAUGAACACAGUAAUGAACAAGCAAAACAUUUUGUCAAAUUAGUUGAUGAUAGUGAUGCAUCACAAAUUUUACCUGUCGAAACACUAGAACAACCUGAAGUAUCUCAAAGACAGUAUGUACCCUUAUUUAGUUAUUCCAGUGCUGAAGAACAUGUUUCUAAGAGUAGCAACAGUCAGGAACUACCAGGAACUGCAGAUAAUCACUUGGGCAUCAGGAAGACCCAAUGUGCCAGUGAGCCAAGUCUUACUCUGGAAACACCCGAGAGAGGCAAACCAGUUGAAUGCUGUGAUACAGAACAAAAUUCAGCAUUGAAAAGCCAGUUUAAAAUGGAUGGUAAUGUAAAAGAGAAAAUUCACAAACCAGAGAAUAAAAACGAUGCAGUGGGGUUUUAUGAAAACAUCAAAGAUUUCAGUCAGGAUAUUUUUAAUGAUGAACAGGAUCAGAAAUCUGAAGAGUCACAAGAAGUGACUCCAGGCCAACCUUUCUCUCCUCACCCCUCAUCUAGUGGCUUCAGUUUAACAGGUACCAAAACUUCAGAAGAAACUGGCCACUUGGAGGACACAUGGAGUUUCAGAACGGCAGGAAUAGGCAGAAGAAAGCUACUAGAAGAAACACCAGAGAAGGAACAUGAAAUGAAUGCAGCUGUAGACAGUGAACGUGACAGUGAUCAACAUUCAAAAGCAAUAGCGAUUCCUUCAGUGCAUUCUGAAGAAAAAACGGACAGUUCAGCAGUUGACUCUCCACUGGACGUCACAAAGCCUUUCUCAGAUGCCAUCCAGAACUAUGUUCCAAGUAAUGGAGGCUGGAUAUAUCAGAUAUUUCUGUGCUUGAAUGCCCUUGAGAUCAGGGAAUCGAUAAAAUCUGUAUUUUCAGCAGUGACGAGCAUUAUCAAAAAGGCUGUGGCUUCACUGCCUGAAGAUAUGAGACCUGGUCCUGAUCUGUAUGGUUUCCCAUGGGAAAUAGUGAUUUGUGCUGGCAUUGUUGGAGCCUUUACUGUUCUCUUGUUCCUGUAUAGAAGUUAUCAAUCAGUUAGAAGUCGACUUUAUGUAGGAAGAGAAAAACAGCUUGCUAAUAAAAUUGCUGAAUUAGUUGAAGAAAAAUGCAAAACUCUUGAAAAACUCAGCCUUUGCAAAAAAGAGUUUGAAGAUCUAGAAUUGUCUCUGAAGGAUGAUAAUGUUAUGAAAGAAUCAACAGAUACAUCUUUUUUUGAGGGAAUGCAUGAAAAACUGAACAAGUCAAACUUGGAACUCAACCAAGAAAUAGAGAAUCUAGAAAAAGAACUGGAAGAAGAAAAAUCUAAGCAAUCAGAAAAUGAUAACUUGGUGGCUGAAAAUCAGAAGCAAGUGGAGUCUUUAGAGAAUGACGCAAAAUCUAUCCAGUCACAAAUUGAUGAGGCCAAGUCCACCCUAAAAGUGUAUCAGAUUAAUACAGAGAGACUCAAGACAUCCGUUCAAGAUGCAGUAGAUGAAAACUGUCAUCUCCAGGAAAGUGAGAAACAGCUUUUACAAGAAGCUGAAGGAUGGGGUGAACGAUUUAGUGAACUGAACGAACAAACUAAGAUGUUUGAAACUUCUAAAGCAGAUAUAGAAGAAGUAUUGAAAAAUAAAGAGAGUCAAGUAAAGUCACUGACACAAUACAUACUGAAGAUGAAAGACUGGAGUUCAGCAAUAAGAGAAGAUGACGACGCUGAAGAUAAUCUCUGGGACACGGAUAUAAAGGGUGAAACAGAGAAUGGAGAGCACUUAGGUACGGUUGAUGAUCAGCAAAAACGAACUGUAAGGAAAUUGAUCUAUGCUGCAAAGUUAAACGCUUGUUUAAAGACUCUGGAAACAGAAAGAGAUCAAAUGUAUUCAAAACUGUCUGAUGAAAAUAAAGCUAAAGGAGAACUUACAGAACGUAUAGAAAACCUUCAAAGUCAACAAGCUUCCUUGCAGUCUGAAAAUGAGCGUUUUGAAAACGAAGUUCAAAAGCUUCAGCAGAAACUUAAAGUAAUGACUGAGCUUUAUCAAGAAAAUGAAAUGAAACUACACAGGAAGCUGACAGUAGAAGAGAGAGAACGUCUACAGAAGGAAGAAAAGCUUUCUAAAGUAGAUGAAAAAAUUAAUCAUGCUGCUGAAGAACUAAAUAGCUACAGACAGCGAGCAAAAGAUCUUGAAGAAGAGCUAGAAAGAACCAUUCGUUCUUACCAGAAUCAGAUUACUUCACAUGAGAAAAAAGCUCAUGAUAAUUGGCUAACAGCCCGAGCAGCUGAAAGACACCUCAAUGAUAUAAAAAAAGAAAAUGCACAUAACAGACAAAAAUUAACUGAAGCAGAAUUUAAACUUGACCUUUUAGAAAAAGAUCCUUAUGCUCUUGAUGUUCCAGUUAGACCAUUUGGCAGAGAGCAUUCCCCAUAUGGACCCUCACCAAUGGGCCGGCCUUCAUCUGAAACAAGAGCUUUUCUUUCCCCUCCAACUUUAUUGGAGGGCCCUUUAAGGCUUUCACCUAUGCUUCCAGGUGGAGGAGGAGGAAGAGGAUCCAGAGGACCGCCUGCAAUGUAUGAAGCUGGUAAUGAAAGAGGAGAGCUGAGUUCUGAUAGAUUAACUGAUCCCCACAGACCACCAUCAGAUACUGGAUCCCUGUCUCCUCCUUGGGACAGAGAACGCAGGAUAAUUCUGCCUCCACCAGUUGAGCCUUACGGUGAUCCAGUUCCUCCUCCUGCUCGAAGACAAGAAAGAUUUUUCCCUAAUCCUCCAAAUACUGGAAGACUUUCUGGACCAGCAGAACUACGAACUUACAAUGUGCAGUCUUUUGAUAAAACAGAUGGACAAACAUCUUCAGAAAAUAGCCCACGCACAGAACCAAGUGGAAAUGAGAUGAAAGAUCAUUCUAACCUUAGCAACUCGCUACCUGAUCAGUCACUGGCAUCUGAAAGUGAAGCCAUCAGUUCAGGGUUUGCUCCUCCACCUUUCCCUCCAGUCAGACCUCCGAUGAUGCCUGUGGAUCCUAGAGCACCUUUCAUGAGACGAGGACCUCCUUUUCCUCCCCCGCCUCCUGCUGGCAUGUAUGGACCACGGGAAUGUUUUCCAGUACGAGACUUUGGGCUUCCGCACCCUCCGCUGCCAAUAAGAAAUCCAUUUCCAAUGAGAUCUUAUCCUCACUAUCCGCCUCAACGACCUGGAUUUUUGCCGCCGCUGCCGACACCUCCUGAAAACAGAGUUGAGCCCCCUCAGUCAAAUCCAUCAGCUGCAGAACAAACCGAACCCCAGCAGGAGACUUGAUGGUCAUUUGAGCAACGUGCUGAACCGUUUCUGUGCUCUCCUAACGGCAUUUUUCCUUACGUUAAGUAACCGUUGUUACUUAGGUAUAUAUAAACUACUUUGCUCAAAUUGAAGCUUAAUAGAGAAUUCUCAGGAUAGUAUUUUGUAAAUAAAGAAUGAAAUAACUAUGAAUAUUGUGAAUAAGUGAUUUCCAUUGUACAAUAGCCAUUUUAAAUUAAGUAUUUCUAACUUGAGUAAUCUCUUCAGAGGUGUAUAAAAGUCCAUCUGCUUUGUCCUUGUUUAGUUGUACAGGGGAUCUCUCUGCAUGCCAAAAGCGCUGCCUGCUGCUUUAUGAAUAGAAUGUGAAAACAGUUAAUAAAAGUCUGCUGAAAAUGAAGGAAAUGUCACUGUUAACGUGGUACUAUGGAAGUAGUUGAAGAGGAAUUAAUAUCAUUUGCCACUACACCCGUACUCUGGUAAUGACCUCACAGGUAAUCUUUCAGCUGUCAGAGCUUUACGAAGUGGCAGUUGUCCUGCUGCUACAGUGGGAGGGAAGGGGAAGAGGAAGCGUAGCGCAACUCUCACAUCACUCUUCAAAACUUAUGCUGUAGGGUAGGUGUUUUAUUAAAAAUGUGUAGAUGGGUUUUUUAUGAGAUGAGGGGGAAGGAGGCAGAGCUGUGUCACGCUUUAGCACCACCAGGCCCUUGCCUUUGAAGAUGCAGGCCUGCACUGAACUAACAUUAGGAGGUUUUUUUUCUACUGUUUCAAAAUGAAUUCAGUUUAUUAGUCUUUCAGAUUUUAACAUGGGCAUUUGGGAAGCUGGGUGGGACAAAAACAACCCCACUUCCUUCAGCUCAAAUCUGGGGAGCAGUCAGGAUUUAGCAACAAAAUGGCCACAUAGGAUAAGGCAGGAGCUUUCUGUGAGCGUGUUCAGCCUAACACAGAGUCCAGGCAAUUAAAACUGCAAGGCAAGGGGUAGAAUUUCUUUCUUGUCUAGAACAAGCAGAGAAGCAAGUAUACCCAAUACGCAUAGCAAAAAAAAGCAACAAAAGGGGUCAAGAUUAUGCUGCUGUGGCAAACGCUAAAAAAACCCAAACAAAUGUAUAAUAAUGCACUGGGCUUCACAAAAAAAAAAAAAAGGGAGAAUAAAAAAAUAUGAGGAAGAGGCAGCAAACUACAGCAUUAAUAAUUUUGAAUGGCUAUAAAAGCAUUUGGUGUGUUAAUUCAUCCGCUUCUUCCCUGUGGUCACAGCCACCAGGAGAGGCACCCCCCGCAUACCUGCAGCCACGAUGCCAGAUCUGGACCGAGCCUACCUCCAUUUUACUGACUAUUGUACAAUCUAGAGAUUUCUGCCAGAAGCCAUGGGCUCUUCUGCCAGUUUAGCUUCAGAUUGAAAACCAUGUAAUUCCUCACCAUGCAGUCAGUCAGUAGGGGACUCUAAGAUAAAUAAAGAAGGAAACCGUUUUUAGCAAGCUCCUGCUUGCCACCACAGCUGUGGGCAGCUCCCCCGUUCUCUGCACACACACACCCCACACAGUUUCAGCCUUUAAUAGAAAUGCAGCCACCACACCCCAUAAUUAGAAGUUACAAAAAAUAAAAAAUCACCAGCCCACUUUUUUUUGGUAAUUGUUUAGGUCAGGUCUGCUGAGGGAAAGGAGCUUUUUCUUUCUGCAGCUCAGUGCUCCUGCUCCUCCUGUUAUUUCCACAGCUGCUUCUUCCAGCUGCAGAAAUCUGUGGCUCAUUCCUGUGAUUUCUUUAGUCUCCCUUCUACUCCUAGGUUAGUCCUCAAAGGCAUUUCAGUAGCCCUUUGUCCUUGAGCUAUCCUGCAACAACUUGGACAACAGACUUUUUAAAGCAUUAUCUACAUUAUGCUAAGUAGCAGUUAGAACAAUUCCAUUUGGCUGUGGAACGAUUUUUUAGCCAAUUAGUUACCUUCUAAAGGCUCUAAAUUUGCCCAGAAGACUUCACCAGGAUUCCAAAAUGAACGAUGUGGUUUUCCCCUCACGCUUCAAACCAGUCCCAGGAACAACCAGAACUGCCAACUGUCCCCUUGCCCCCAUAGGUAGAACCAGUGGAUAGCACCCAGGUCCUCACUGUAACAAUCCUGCCACCAGGAGAACCCAUUCCUUUUUUUCCAGCUCACACUAAGGGUUGCAAACUACUUAGGAAGGUAACUAUGGUUUAUGAACAAAUACAGUAUGUCUCUGUGUGGGUUAAAUAUUUGUUCUAGCUUGUAACUAAGAUAACCGUCUGCAAAAAAACAAUUCUUCCUCCAGUCUGCUCUAUGCCUACAAUGAUGUUGGACGCUGCAGGCAAAACAAAAAUUAGCCAGACUAAGGCUAAUGCAGGACAAGCGUGGAUUAGAUCAUCCCACAGAGAAAAUGGAAUCAUUUCAGACUCCCCCUCCUCCCAGUAAUAGCCCAAAAUUUUAUUUGCAGACAAGCAAUUUAAAAACAAGCUCAGAUUUAUGCAGUAGGAAGCAGGGUGUAGUAACCCAACAGAUGUAUUUAGAUGUGUUUUAACAGAGAAGGGUCACACAAGUGCUUAUGGGGUGAAGUCCCUGUCCUGCGUCCGUGUGUCCUCCCCCUCAGAAGAAAAAGCCAUACAGUUUGAACAACUGAAGGCUUGUGUUCCAAGUCCCUGCUCCUAAAUCUAGAAUGCAGCAAGACUAACUUGACAUUGCUGACUCUUUAUGGAAAAGAAAAAAAAAAAAAACA
Chroicocephalus ridibundus (black-headed gull) is the source of this 7926-nucleotide messenger RNA. It is a transcript of the gene MIA2, whose product is annotated as MIA SH3 domain ER export factor 2. Gene Ontology annotation, biological process: vesicle cargo loading; endoplasmic reticulum to Golgi vesicle-mediated transport; protein secretion. Lineage: Eukaryota; Metazoa; Chordata; Aves; Charadriiformes; Laridae. The transcript has 29 exons. The record is from RefSeq and is a predicted model, not a curated record. Gene Ontology annotation, molecular function: protein binding. Gene Ontology annotation, cellular component: endoplasmic reticulum membrane; endoplasmic reticulum exit site. Bases 35 to 5230 code for a protein of 1731 amino acids.